This is a messenger RNA of Phragmites australis (common reed), 2359 nucleotides long. RefSeq names its product stomatal closure-related actin-binding protein 1-like. Gene Ontology annotation, molecular function: actin binding. The coding region runs from base 413 to 1894 and encodes 493 amino acids. Gene Ontology annotation, biological process: regulation of stomatal movement; actin filament organization. The transcript is spliced from 13 exons. NCBI's taxonomy places the organism in Eukaryota, Viridiplantae, Streptophyta, Magnoliopsida, Poales, Poaceae. The record is from RefSeq and is a predicted model, not a curated record.
UCUAAAGAAAACCUCCGUAGCAGAGCUUUCUUUCCCCUUCCCUUCCCUUGGCUUCCUCCGCCGUCCCAUCGCCGCCACCUUGUGGCGCAUCAAGAAUUCGAACUCACUCGUCAAAAUAUCGAAAGCAACAACACCGGCUCAAUUUGAUUAUUAAAGCCCCCCCCCCCCUCCUUUCCAAAAGCUUGAAGCUUUUAAACCCUAAAUUGGAGGAAGGGAAUUCGUCUCCUCCCAGCUGCAGUUGCGUGCUCCAGAGAGGUGCGGAGCCUACGCUUCCAGUUGCAACGCCGACGAGCACAACGCCGCCGGCCCCUCCCUCUGAAGGAUCCUUCACCCGCCGCUCCUCACUCGGGUUGGUGGAGUGGAGUGGAGAAUUGACCGGACGAUUUGUUUCUUCUUUUGCUGAGUAUCACACAUGACAAAGGUCAUCCAUGACUCUGGAGAAGGUUUGCAGAAGGAGGCACUUGAUUUGGUCUCAUCUGAUGUUAACUUCCCCAAGGGCCGUUUCCCAGACUACCGGAUUGGGCCGAACAACCAAAUUAUUGAUCCAGAGGAGACACAUGAGGCUGUACCUCUCAGGGAGAUUGUUGCAAAGGAAACUGCACAGCUGCUAGAGCAGCAAAGGCGUCUCUCGGUGCGUGAUCUCAAGGAGAAGUUUGAGAAGGGUCUGUCUGGUGCUUCCAAGUUGUCUGAAGAGGCUAAGCGGCGAGAAGCAGCUUCAUUAGACAGGCAGGUUCUUCUGAAGAAGCUCAGAGAUGUUUUAGAGACACUGAAAGGCCGUGUAGCUGGUCGAAAUAGAGAUGAUGCUGACGAAGCUAUCUCGCUGGUGGAGGCACUAGCUGUUCAGCUGACACAACGAGAAGGGGAAUUAAUUUAUGAGAAGGCUGAAGUAAAAAAGUUGGCUAACUUCCUCAAGCAGGCUACUGAAGAUGCCCGUAAAGUGGCUGAAGAGGAAAGAGCUCUUGCGCUUGCUGAAAUUGAAAAGGCUAGAACUGCAAUAGAAAAAGUUGAGAAAACAUUGCAGUUGCAUGAUUCUGCAUCAAGUAGCAGGGAGAAGGAGGAGAUAGAGGAACUUAGGAAAGAGGUCCGAGAGGCUAGAAGAAUAAAAAUACUGCACCAGCCAAGCAAGGUCAUGGACAUGGAAUUUGAGCUUCAAGCACUGCGGACUCUCAUCUCAGAAAAAACUCAGGUUUGCAAUCAGCUAAAGAAAGAGCUUGCCAUGAUCAAGAGGCUGGAAGAGGAUAGCUUGGACCUCUUUGAGGUUGAAGGUUCUGAUACCCUUGGAUCACAGUUCCAUAUUGUCCCCCGAGUCGAUGGUGUUCCGAACAUCGCAAACUGUCCAAUUCAGUGGUACCGUGUAGUUUCUGGAGGCAUUAGAGAGCUCAUAUCGGGAGCAACCGGAUUUACAUAUGCCCCAGAACCAUUUGAUGUUGGCCGACUAUUGCAAGCAGAGAUAAUUUUGAACACAGAGAAAGUUACAGUUAAGACAGAUGGUCCUAUAAAUCAUGCUGCAGGAAUUGAACGCUAUGUGGACUCACUAAUGAAAAGGACAGAUAUUGAGUUCAACGUGGUAGUCACCCAAAUGAAUGGGCAUGAUUACUCAUCGAACUCUGUCCAUGUAUUUCACAUUGGAAAGCUGAGAAUAAAACUCCGAAAAGGAUGGUCUACAAAAGCAAGAGAGUCAUAUUCCACUACGAUGAAGUUAUGUGGGAGCCGUGGUGGUGGUAAUGCUGCAGCUAGGGCAGUUUUCUGGCAAGCUAGAAAAGGCUUGUCCUACACUCUAGCUUUCGAAACAGACAGGGACAGGAAUGCUGCAAUUAUGCUUGCUCGUAAAUUUGCAUCCAAUUACAAUGUUGCGCUCACUGGCCCAGGUGACCAAGUUCAUGGUGGCACCUGAUGAACCAUGCAUGUUUUGACAGAGACAUGUACAUAAUUAGGGUGUGGAUUGGCCGAUUGGGUACUUGUCUAUUUGUGUUUGUGAAACUAGAGGUUGUACAAGGCACGAGGCUAUCCCCUUUUCAUACAUCUUAUGGAGGCAUUCUUUUUUAUUGGCCUGCCUGCAGUUUUACCAACGUUCUUGAAACAUGACGUACAAAUCGACUAUCGUUCUUGUGUAUCACAUCUGUAACGUUUGAACAAAAAUACUUGGUUGUAAUGUAGUUUUCUCAGUAGGGAUUUCCCUCGAGUUAUCAAGAAAUGUACAGAUGCCACUUUCUGUGGUCUCCUGAAAGUCACUUAUUGAUGAUAUUCAAGUGACCUUUAGUGGAUCUGUAAUGCGUGGAAAGAUGGUUUCUACUUUGUGUACUACAACAUGGUUUAUACUUUUUUUAUUGAUUAUCUAUCGGAAAUAUGUUUGCAACUA